CCUUUGUGUUCUCUCAGGUACAUUUGAUCGACAAGCUGAAUAUGAAGAGUAAAGUGGUGCUGAUCACAGGUGCAUCAUCGGGAAUUGGCGAAGGAACGGCUCUUCGAUUUGCGUCAUUAGGUUGCUGGCUUUCCCUUACAGCGAGAAAUAUACUCGCCUUAAACCAGGUGGCUGAAAAAUGCCGGGCCAUAGGUGUUCCGAAGGACAAGGUUUUGGUCAUACAAGGGGAUAUUACUUCGGCUGACGACAUCACCGCUAUUGUGAAAAGAACUGCGGAGCACUUCGGGAAAAUUGAUAUUUUGGUCAAUAACGCUGGGAUUGCCAAGGCUGCUCCUCUAGGAGAAAUUAGUCUGGAUGAAUUUGACGAGGUUUACAACACAAACCUACGCUCUGCCUUCAGCAUGACACAGCAGGCUCUUCCGUACCUCAAGAAAACGAAAGGAAACAUUGUAAACGUCUCAAGCGUGACAACUCUGCGAUGCACGAAAAACAUUGCAGCGUAUGCUAUCAGCAAAGCUGGGUUGGAUCAGCUUACCCGUUCAUCUGCAAUGGUGUACUUCCAAGAAGGCAACCUCACCAUGGCUUAG
Dermacentor andersoni is the source of this 587-nucleotide messenger RNA. The record is from RefSeq and is a predicted model, not a curated record. Lineage: Eukaryota; Metazoa; Arthropoda; Arachnida; Ixodida; Ixodidae.